Lytechinus pictus (painted urchin) is the source of this 3830-nucleotide messenger RNA. RefSeq lists its product as uncharacterized. Lineage: Eukaryota; Metazoa; Echinodermata; Echinoidea; Temnopleuroida; Toxopneustidae. The transcript has 15 exons. Gene Ontology annotation, biological process: signal transduction. Bases 169 to 2757 code for a protein of 862 amino acids. The record is from RefSeq and is a predicted model, not a curated record.
AUAUACCGUAUAUCCCGGUACGGUAUUAGCAGCUAAGCCUUAGCUAGCUAGCCUAAUUUAGAUUGUAGCGAUCUCCGAAAAUAUCCAAUUUCUGUUUUAUGAAGUCCGAUUUAUUUUCAGAAAAAUCCACUGUCAAGAAAACAGGAAGAUUGAGCUCCUUCAUAAAAAAUGGAUUGGAGCAUAACACGUGGUAGGAGAAAGCAACCUUCAUCCUUGAUCACCUGCGAGGAUUGCCAGCCAUCCGAGGAUGAUGGACCCAUACCAGGGCUACUGGUCAAGGAUACAUUGACCGUUGUAACACCCAGCGGAGAAUGUAAGAUUGAACUGUGCCUUGGGGAUAUCACCAAGCUUCCUCAACAAGAUAAGGUGGAUGUCAUUCUUAUCUCUGCAUAUGGAGGUUGCUACAGUAAAGGUGUGGGUGUGAUGGGCGCCCUCUACAGGCAGAUGGGCAUUGAUGUGUAUCAGCUUGCCAAGUCUCACAAGGAGGAAGACCUUCAAGAUCUUUAUUCCUGCUGGUGGACCAACCCUCUACCAGAAAACCUGCCUUUCAAGAGACUGCUAUGCUUUGAGACCAGAGGCAGUACAACCUUCUCAGGGACCACGGGUUAUGAUCUCAACAGAGGAGCAAAAGGACGCCCCUCGGAGCUGGUGUCCCAUGCAUUCCGGUGCCUGGUUCCAAUCCUCAACAAUCAAGAUGGAACGGUCAUCACACCGUUACUAAAUUCUGGUAGUCAGGGUUGCGAUGAGUGUGAGAUGCUGCAAGGGAUGGUAGAGAAUGCUGUCAACUGGAUGAAAGCCGGUCUUCCUCUCCGUCUCCUGAAGAUAGUGAUUUAUUCUAAGGUAAUGAGCAGAACUACCGCAUCAAUGAUCCUCCAGAGAGCGGAUGGAUCUGAGAUCCUUGAUCUAUUUUCUCAACUCAAAGAGAGACUUGAAACCAAAAGUCCCAUUCCAAAGGAAGUGAAGCUAGACUACGAUAUCUACCUCUCCUUUAGUCCCAAAGACCAAUCCACGGUAGACUCUAUACAGACUGCUCUGCGAACCAUCAAACCUGACAUCCGUAUCUACUUAUCAAAUCAAAGGGUUGAUGAGGAUGCUAUCUGGCAGAAUGAUAUCUAUGCAGUCAUGACCAAAAGUGCUCGAGUCAUCACAGUCUUAAGUCCAAACUACCUCAGUUCACCGGACUGCCUGGAGCAGUACAAUAUUGCCCUCUGCUGUAACAGACAAUCCUACCGAGAUAUAUUAGCUCCAUUCUACAUCGCAACUGUGACGUUACCAACAUACAUGGGCUUAGUACAGUACUCAGAUUGUAGAGAUGAUCCUGAGGUGCAAAUCUCCAACACUUGCCAGCAGCUGAUCAAAUCUCUUCCGCCCUCCACCCUGGAGAGUAGCCCAGAGGAUGAGACAACCACCACCACCGCGCAGGAGAUUGAGGAUGAUGAGCCGUUCUGUUAUGAUGUCUUUGUAUCCUACUCUCACUGCGACUCUGAGGCAGCUAAUUACAUUGUUGGUGUUCUCAAAGAGCUGAAUCCUACCUUGAGGAUAUUCUAUGACAUCCAGGAGCUGAAGACAGGUCAUGCAUGGCAGCAGACAUUAUAUCACUCUAUUGAUGGUUCUCGGUCUAUGUUGGCUGUGCUGUCCAAUAACUACCUAAGAUCAGCUGUGUGUCAGGAGGAAUAUAGCCUUGCUCAGAUGAAACACCUGGCCCUGGACAAGCUGAAGCUAAUACCUCUCCGCAUAGAAGACCUUGAGAAAGAAGAGAGCUCAUUUACAGAGAUUGCCAUGGUGACAGCCACACCCGAUGUCUUCAAAGUUGCUGCUGAUACCGUUUGCCAUAGUCUUGUUUCAUGGCUACAUGGCAAGACAGGGGCCAAAUCAGAUUCUGUGGAAGGACUUUCUAAUCUCCUUGCGGAAGCUGCUGUGUCAGAUCGACUUAACAUAGAAAACUUGAUGGAAGUUCAUCGAAAAAAGACUUUCAAGAAUGAAUACAAGACCUUAUCACUGCCUCUCAAGGAUGUGUUCCCUCCAAAGUGCUUCAUCUCAGAAAUGGACGAAGACAAAGCACAAUACCAUGAGGUCACAGGUGAGGUCAUCCUCAGCUUCCACCCUCACGAUGAAAAAUUUGCGCUUUCUUUUAAGAGUCUCUUGGAAUGGGUGGCCCCUGGUGUGGUUGUCUUGGUUGAUGCACCCAGUGAUCAGGAACGACUUCAUCAGCUGGACAAUGCAAGGCACAUUGUAGCAUUCCUCUCGCCCCAUUAUGUGGAGUCGCCCAAGCAUGUUGAGGAGUUCCACAUCGCCCUAUGGAGACAGAGGGUUAGUCCAGUUCAGGCACCACUUCUACUCCCAGUCAAGGUUCUCAAGUUAGCAUGGAAACCCACGUACUUUCAGCUGGUUGGAAGCGUGAUAGAUCUUUGGGAUGCCAUGUGGCCCUCUCUGGAUACCAGCUUCCCAAGGACUGGCUGGCUAAGAUCAGAAGAGCUUCAGGUCUCAAGGAGUACCUCCAUGGCUUUGAUGGAGCUGGGAAGGAUCACUCUAGAGAUCAUACAGACAGCAAAGGAUUUACCUGAGGAGACAGAACUCAAAGUUAGACCAGCCCUUCUCAACCCAGUCCAAGUAAAAGCUGAGAUUAAGGCCCUGGCCCAAGCUACUAAGAAACAUACUUGGGGUCACAGGUCAAGUGAUAGCGCCCUCAUGGACUGUACUUGCAUUGUUUGUCAACGGACGCAGAAAUUAUUCGAGAAUGCUAAGAUAUCAACCUGAGAAGAGUAUGGAAAGUAUAGUGACUUCUUGAGCAGUUGGUUUAUAUUUAGUCAAUUUAUAUCCUAGUCACCUCCCAUAUGAAGGCACUAAGUAGGAGAAAAGUCGAUUUGAUACUUUUGUACAAUGCAAAUUCGAAGGUAGCCCAAAUUUUGUAUCAAAGUCCAAUAAACUUGCCAAUUUGAUGAUCACUUGCUUUUAGUGAUCCUUCAAACAUCUGCACAUCCUGACUACUUAUACUUUAUACUUGUCAAUAUCUGUUCUGUCGUAUAAGAUUUUUAUUUGUAUUUAUGUAUUUUUGUAUUUUAAAGAGGUGUGAAAUAAAUGAAUCUGAAUCUGAAUCUGACAUCCCUGAUUAAUAGUUAAUUCAUUGUUCAAAAUUUCACUCUUCUCUUUUUUUCUUCCGCUCCUUUACACUACUGGAGUUACAAACCAACACCAGCACUCAACAUAAACUUGCAGAAAUAUUUUCUGUGGUCAGUCCCAGCAUCAGCCUCAUUUGAGGUACAUUAGGUGAUAUAGUGUUAAAGUAUGCAUGAUACAAGAAUGGGAUAUUAUUAUUGUUAUUAUGUUUUUGCCAAAGCUGGUAAACACAUAAUGUUAUCCAUUUUGCAAUAUUUUCCCCCUGUACAAAGGCAUCUGUUUAUGUCUGCAUAAAUUUCACUCAUUUGACUCUGGACAAUGCACAUAAACAUUACUGCACCUAGAAUGUGCUUACAGUUCGAUAUUUCAAGUCUUUUUAACCCACACAUGUACAGCAAAUAGCAAUUGUACGAUGCUAUGUUGUUGGUGUGUUUGCCUUGUAUUAUUUUAUUGUUUUGUUUGUUAAGCUUUAUUUUUGUUAAUAUUGCUUUUUGUCGCAAUAACUCUGAUCUGUCUUGAUAAGUUGUAAAUAUUGUAUUUAUUAUGACUUCAUGAUAUUAGUAUAGUAAAACUUACAAAUAUAAAAAAAAAAAACAUUACUGCAGAACAGCAUCUUAGUACUUAGUUUUAAAAGUAAAACUUAACUUUUAAUUUGAAAAGAAUGUGCCUACAUAUAUUUAGACCUUGAGAGCCUUCUAUCAUUUAUGUUUUUG